GUAUUGAAAGAAAUGCAAGAAUUUGGAAAACGAAGAGGAUAUAAAUAUAUAACAGCUCAUAUAACAGAAUUAUUAAAAAGCUUUUUUUAUGCUAGUGAUAUUAACAAAAGCGAACGGUAUAGUACAAAAGACAUAUUUAACGCAUUAGAGAAAAGUGCAGAAGCAGGGGAAUUAGAAAAUAGUGAG
Molecule: messenger RNA, 186 nt
Organism: Scutellospora calospora
Lineage: Eukaryota; Fungi; Glomeromycota; Glomeromycetes; Diversisporales; Gigasporaceae
Source: the annotation of a GenBank genome assembly